Molecule: messenger RNA, 1011 nt
Organism: Cryptosporidium ubiquitum
Lineage: Eukaryota; Apicomplexa; Conoidasida; Eucoccidiorida; Cryptosporidiidae
Exons: 1
Coding region: 1-1011 (336 amino acids)
Molecular function (GO): GTPase activator activity
Source: RefSeq, a predicted model, not a curated record
AUGAAGAAUAUUAGUGGGUUGAGGCAAAAUAGUCUUGCUAAGGAAAAAAAAGAAAAUUUAUCGGAUAUACUGAGCUCCGUUAACGGAAAUAAAGUUUGUGCCGAUUGUGGUACUAAAACUCCUAGAUGGGCAUCGGUAAACCUUGGAAUUCUAAUAUGCAUUGACUGUAGUGGAGUACACCGCCAUCUUGGUGUUCAUAUAUCAAAGGUUAAAAGUAUUUCCUUAGAUACCUGGAAUAAUGACUGGAUAGAAAGGUGUAUGAAAAUAGGUAAUUACAUUUCUAAUAAAUACUAUGAGUACAAAUUACCUAACGGUUUUCAACGUCCAAGUUGGGGUAGUCAACAACACUCUAUUGUAGAGCAAUGGAUUAGAGACAAAUAUGAAUUUAAGCUUUACACUCCCGAUAAUACAAUUCCACCUUCAUUACAAAUUGAAAAUCUGGAGGCAUCAGUACUUCACGAAAAAACUACAUUGAAUUGUAACAAUUUUGAGGAUUUUGUUCAACCUCAGAAAUCUAACUAUUUAAUUUCUAAUAAUUUGUUAGAAAUCGAAGUGGAAAAGAAAGAUACAUUAAGCAAAGGUGAGAAAGUCUUUAAUUUAGAGUUCAAUCAAUUAGGAAACAAAACUGUAAACUCGAAUAUGAAAAACAAAGAAGACCUUGAAAAUCUAACUGAAAGAACUCCUGAAAGAGAGAGCUCAUAUAAAAGUGUUGAAGUUAACAAAAUAAAAAAUGUAAAGCAAGCUAUAGAGAAGAUUUAUGAUGGCAACACCGAAACGCCGCUUUCAUUAAAUCACUUUAAUCAAAUCUUAAAUGCAAGUAUAGGAAAUAUUGAGAAAUCAACAGAUGUUGGCAAUAUUGGUAAAAUUGGUUCUGGUCCUGGUAUCGAUUUGUCUAAAGAAUUUAAAAGUGAAAUAGGAAACAGCAAUCACAUCGGUGAACAUUCUAAAAAACCGUGUCCUUUCAGUUCUAUUGAUGCAUUCUCUAUUAUAAAGGGGUCAUUUUCUAGAUAA